Molecule: messenger RNA, 3165 nt
Organism: Sipha flava (yellow sugarcane aphid)
Lineage: Eukaryota; Metazoa; Arthropoda; Insecta; Hemiptera; Aphididae
Product: ras-related protein Rab-37-like
Exons: 7
Coding region: 2066-2872 (268 amino acids)
Cellular component (GO): endosome; Golgi apparatus
Molecular function (GO): GTP binding; GTPase activity
Source: RefSeq, a predicted model, not a curated record
UAGUGAAAAUAGAAUUUAUAAAUGUUUAAAUUGACAAUGUAUAGAGUGGAAAAACUUAUAAGUUAAUGAUUUCGAUUGUCUUUCCAUUCCUUCUCUAGUUACUACACAACGGACUAUUUAAUACAUAAUAUUUAAUGCUUGUCUAAUCACGUAUCAUAAAAUAUCGUCACCAUACAACUACAUUUUUAUCAAAAGGUAGUCAGUGUAUUUUCCGUUUUUCUGUGUAGGAUAUACCUACCUAUUAUGUUUAUUAUAAAACCAGGAAAAUAGCGAACCAUCUCUCUAUUAUACAAUGUUGACGUUAAUGAAAACAAUGGAAAGGGAAAUUCGAUUUCAUUCAGGAAAUGUCUCGAAUUUCUCGACCGAAAUUACGACGUAUUUCAAUCAUGCAGGUAUAGAUAACACAAUGGUGUAUUUAUAUAUAUAUAGAGAUAGAAAUAUGCAGUAUACGAAUUAUAUACCCGUAUUGAAUGGCCUAAAAGUUUUUUCAAUGAUGAGAGGUGUAUUUUUAAAAGUACGGACGGGCGGAUAUUGUUACUCGUAACAUAUAUUAUCAUGAAAAUAAAAUCAAUUGUAAAAGCAUCAACCCGUUCUUACCAGAGUUAUGCCAUAAAAACGUAUACGAAUACCGGAGAUCUUUGAAGGACAUAUACUGCAGUAUGCACGCAUACAGCUAAUUGUGUGUAUAAUACAGUGUUGUCGUACGCAGUUUAGCCGUGUUUAUACGUAAUACUACUUAAGUUCACGUUAAAAAUUUGUGGUACGAGUACACCUACUCUUGAUCGUUGUAUACCUAUGUAUGAAGAGUGGUUGGAGCAGAAGAAACUUUUGAAACGUCUCUUAGACCGGCGCACAAGCCUUGUGCACCGCUGUUCGAGUACAUUUACUAAAUUAGUUGGACAGGCCCCCCCCCCCUUACACGAAAGCGUCUCAACCCGUCACGGCCGUCGGUCUGGAUUUCUAAAGGGGAAGGGGAGAAGGGUUCAUAUUUACAAAAAACGAGAUGAUCCGAAAAGAAAGAAAAAAGGUUUGAUUCUUCUCGGAAGUGUCCGUGAGAUGUCCUUCCGCGCAUGAGUGCGCCCGCUCGGCCACUUCGCGGCCACACCGCACACGUACGUAUUCAAAACCGUCGCGGAUUUUGCGCGAUGGGUGCACGCACGGGCUCACGCCGUUGAUGUGUACGCACGGCCAUGGAGCAAUAAACUGCAGUCGGUAUCAGGCUUUAUUGUAAGAUGCAGUAGGACACUAAUUGUGCAUCAGGAACAAUAAAAUGUGCUGUAGAUUUAACGAACAUGUGCACUUGAGUACUUGACUGUACUUGGAUACAUCCACGUCUUUGGAUUCAUUAUCUGCUUCAUCAGAAUCAAUAAAAUGAGCGUGAAGAGUAACAUGUUACAUUCGCAACAUAUAUUAUACUUGUGCAGUUGGAAAAAAAUCCUUACAACAAAGCCUGGUCAGUACCGUUGGCCGUGGAGGGUUGCAGCCACAAUGUGGCCGAGAAUCCGCGCGGCGGCUACGUGUGCAUCCGAGUACGCAUCAUUAGCCCCCAGAUGGUAGCUAUGGAUACGCCGGGCUUAGCGAAUAAGCUCGCGCGCGCCGCCGGCAAACGAGUCCGUCGCGCGUUUGUCGAUGUGUGAGGCACGUUUGUGUGCGCCAGUGUGUUUGCGUUUGCGCGCGCACGCACGCGACGGCGGCAUUUUACGGCGGACGGUGGGCACAGGGGAAAAGCUUCGGCUCGCGCCACAAGUGUUCUGAUAGAGCCGUCGCAACAGUUCGCGUGCCGCCAGCAGCGCCUGUCGCCACUUAUUCCCUCCGAUAAGUCCUCCUCGCGACACCGGACGCAGUACGAUUACAUGAUCGCCGUCCCUAUUGCUAUUGGUAAUUGUUCUGGUUGUUGUUAUUGUUGUUGUCGCUGUUGUUUUCGUCGUGGUUAUAUCGUUCAUUUAUUUGUACGCGCAUAAUAUUGUAUUGUACAGUGCGAUGAUCACGUUAGUGCAGUGAGACGACAACCUCUUACCUCUCCCUACCCUCCCCCCAUACAUACAAGUACACAGUGUUAUAAAUCAUGUCCUCUGAUCGGGUGUUCGAACGCCGAGUGGUGUCCAAACGCAGAACGUCUGCCAACCUGGAAGAAGCGCCGGUCAAACAGUGCUCGAACGGUUGGACCAGCGUUGUAGCGGCUGCAUCCGCAGCCUCAUCGUCGUCUAGGUUAAAUGCGGCCUACAAGAACUUGCAGAGGACACCGUUCCAACCACAUCCUGAUAUCAGUUGCGAUUGGUUUUUCAAAGUGAUGGUUCUCGGUGAUUCCGGAGUGGGGAAAACUUGUCUGUUAGUCCGUUUCAGGGACGAUAUGUUCUUGGGUGGCAAUUAUAUUUCUACCGUUGGUGUAGAUUUCAGGAAUAAAAUUAUAUCUGUCGAUGAUUCCAAAGUCAAACUACAAAUUUGGGAUACUGCAGGUCAGGAACGGUUUAGGAGCGUAACACACGCAUAUUAUAGAGAUGCUCAUGCACUUUUACUUUUAUAUGACGUAACUAACAAAAUAAGUUUUGACAACAUAAGAGCAUGGCUAAGUGAAAUUCGAGAUUAUGCUAAUGAGCAAGUUGUUAUAAUGUUAAUAGGAAAUAAAGCAGACUGCAAUCCCAGUGAUAGAAUGGUCAAAAGAGAAGACGGCGAACGCCUAGCAAAAGAAUAUUCGGUUACUUUUAUGGAAACUUCAGCAAAAUCUGGUCUUAAUGUCGAAAUUGCUUUUAUGGCUGUAGCAAGAGAGCUAUUGUUCAAAAAAACCGGCAUAGAAAAAAAAGGAUCCUUUAAUGUACAAGAUUAUGUGAAGGAACAAACCAAAUCAAAUUGCCCUGCAUGUUCUACAACAUAAUUUGUUUUAUGAUAAAAGAAAGAUUUUCGAAACCAAUUAGAUGUGACAAACUGAAGAAUGAGUAUCUACAUUUUAUGCACUACAAAAACAAUAUGCUGUUUAUCACUUAAUCAGCAGAAAUGAAUGAAUGCCAUUAAAAGUAGAAGACAAAUAUUUAAUCUUAAUAUAUUUAGCCACGAUUAUAGUUUUUUGUUAAAACGUACUGUUUUUUCUAAUAUAUACUUGUAGUAUGUAGUUAGUGUAUUAUGUUGUAAAAUAAUUGUUGUAAUAAUAAAUACGCAUUAUUUACCAAC